ACUCCAUGAUCCCAUGAAGAGAGAGAGAACUCUCUCUCUCUCUCUGUCUCUGUGCCCUAACCCUAGAAGAUAACCCUAGGAGAGCCGCUAGGGUUUUGUCAUAUGAGCAACCUGCAAGACAUUUUCUGUAAAAAUUCGAAGAAAUCCAGUUCUUGAUUUUUGAUGGAUGUAGAAGUAGACGAUUUUUCAGAAAGUGGAUCGGCCGGAGAUUUUCGGUCUAAGAAAGAAGUUCUCAGUGGCAUUCUUCUGUAAAUAAACAGUAGUUUUCGCCUAGAAUCAAACCAUGGGCUGCAUUUGUUGCAAGCCUUCUGCGAUCGAGGACAGUCGGGAGAGUCCGAGGGAGCGAGUGCCGAGUAAAUUGCCGUCGACUGAACGGGCACCGGCGUCUUCUUCUUCUUCUUAUUUGAGGAGAGAAGAAACCGUUCGUGGUGGAAAAGAGAGGACAGAGCGGGCGGAUAGUCGAAAUGGAAGGGUAACGGUUUUUGAGAAGCAAGGGAACGGUUUGGAUCGAGUGGACGGAGAGAAUCCGGAGAGGAUAAGGGAAAAGCAGGCGUUUAUUCGGUACCAUCAUCGUCUGGGAGUUGCAAGCAUUCCGAAGGUUAUGGAAGGGGAACAGGUCGCGGCGGGUUGGCCCCCUUGGCUUGCAGCGGUGGCCGGAGAAGCAAUUAUUGGGUGGAUCCCGCGCCGUGCGGAUUCUUUUGAGAAACUUGACAAAAUUGGCCAAGGAACAUACAGUAACGUUUAUAGGGCUCGUGAUCUUGAUAAUGGAAAAAUUGUUGCUUUGAAGAAAGUACGGUUUGAUAACCUGGAGCCUGAAAGUGUUCGUUUUAUGGCGAGAGAAAUUCACAUUCUCCGUAGACUUGAUCAUCCGAAUAUAGUAAAAUUGGAAGGCUUGGUAACAUCACGGAUGUCUUGCAGCUUGUACCUUGUUUUUGAGUACAUGGAGCAUGAUCUUGCUGGGCUUGCUUCUUGCCCUGGUCUGAAGUUCACAGAGCCACAGGUUAAGUGUUACAUGCAACAAUUGCUGCGUGGACUUGAUCAUUGUCAUAGUCGCAAUAUUCUACAUCGAGACAUUAAGGGUUCGAAUCUUCUAAUUGACAAUAGCGGCAUCUUGAAGAUAGCAGAUUUUGGCUUGGCAAGUUUUUUUGAUCCUGAUCGAAGGCACCCAUUGACAAGCCGUGUAGUUACUUUAUGGUAUAGACCACCAGAGCUUCUGCUUGGGGCCACUGACUAUGGGGUUGCAGUGGAUUUGUGGAGUACUGGUUGCAUACUUGCAGAAUUGUAUGCAGGCAAGCCUAUCAUGCCUGGAAGAACAGAGGUGGAACAAUUGCAUAAAAUUUUCAAGCUUUGUGGCUCACCAGCUGAGGAUUAUUGGAGAAAAUCAAAAUUGCCACAUGCAACCAUUUUCAAACCACAACAGCCUUAUAGACGAUGUGUUGCGGAAACAUUCAAAGUCUUCCCUGCGCCAGCUUUAGAGCUUAUGGAAAUUCUUCUUUCCAUUGACCCGGCAGAUCGUGGGACUGCAGCUUCUGCCCUAAAGAGUGAGUUCUUUACAACAAGACCACUUCCUUGUGAUCCUUCAAGCUUGCCCAAAUAUCCUCCAAGCAAAGAAUUUGAUGCAAAAGUACGGGAUGAGGAAGCUAGAAGGCAAAAUGGUGGCAAAGUGCAGAGGGUUGACCAAGAGAGGAAAGGACCAAGAGAAUCUAGAGCAAUUCCGGCACCUGAUGCCAAUGCUGAGUUAGCCUUGUCAAUAGAGAAAAGACAAGGCCAAUCCAAUUCCAAGAGCCGUAGUGAGAAAUUUAAUCCCAAUCUGGAGGAAGCUGCUUCUGGCUUCCCAAUUGACCCACCGAGACAAGCUCGGGCCUUAGAAGAAGCAAGUGAAGAUUCUCAGGGGCAUGUACGUUAUAGAGCUUCACAUUCAGGGCCAUUAGUUCACCGGGGUGCAUGGGCAAAGGCCCGAAAGAAUGAGGAUGAUGCUUCAAAUGUUUCGGCUGAGGCUGAUUUGUCAGCCUUGUCUGAUUUGGUAGCAGCUAGGAGGAAGAUAUUAUCCGAUGAUCGCAGGGAGAAAAGUGGUUCUUCUAACUCAGAAUCCACGAACGGAAGGUUUGCUGAAUCUGGCACUGAGGCCUCUGAAUCGACCAGAAUGCAUGAUCGGAUAUCUUGCCCAAAAGAAGAUGGAAAAAUGAGCAGUAAGGACCCUAUUUUGCUGGGUUAUGGCUCAAAGGGGAAAAAGAUCCACUACUCGGGACCAUUGCUACGUCCGACGGGUAAUGUUGAUCAGAUGCUCAAGGACCAUGAUCGCCAGAUCCAAGAAGUUGUACGGCGAGCACGGCUCGACAAGGCAAGAAUCAGGAGACUUCAGGCUGAAGGGAACCAGAUUCCGUCCAAGCCUUAUCAUUCUAGCAGUGUUCCAAUUGUUGCCUCUGGACAGGAAGCUGUGUAAGGCGAUGGGAUUAAGAAGACAGACGGGAUUAUCUCCCAUCUGAAGAAAGAUCACAGAAACUAUGGAGCGGUACCCAGCUCUUGUGAAUUAGAAAGGCUAAAGAGGCCCCCCAUUAUGUAAAGUCGAGGUCUUCUCAUGUCUGUUCUCACCAAGAAGCCUUUAUGGAGGGUAGAAAUGAAUGGAUGAAUCAAUGGUGAGAAAGGUGUCCUCUUAUUCAUUAAUUACAUCCUGGGGUCUCACUUUGCUUCAAUUUGCUCUUGGACUCUGUCAUUACCAUCCGUUGAAAUCUCAGCCCUCUAUGUGGGGCUCAUCAGAUAGUCGAGGAAUAUAGUAUGCAGUGUAGUUACGUAGUGCGCCUGACUCUUUUUUUUUUUUUUGUUUUGUUUUCUUCUUCUUUUUCUUUUACGGAAGAUACUCCCGAUACAAGGUUGCUUUAUCGGGUGUCCAUGUAUUUGUAUAUGCAAUUGCUGUCGCUUGCAACAGUAUGCAGAAGCUAGAACUAGAGAUGAAGCUGGAUAUGAAGGGCCCCUCAAGUGGGGGAGUUUAUUGUUACUUGCA
Molecule: messenger RNA, 3001 nt
Organism: Magnolia sinica
Lineage: Eukaryota; Viridiplantae; Streptophyta; Magnoliopsida; Magnoliales; Magnoliaceae
Product: probable serine/threonine-protein kinase At1g54610
Exons: 8
Coding region: 284-2443 (719 amino acids)
Biological process (GO): positive regulation of transcription elongation by RNA polymerase II; protein phosphorylation
Cellular component (GO): cyclin-dependent protein kinase holoenzyme complex; nucleus
Molecular function (GO): cyclin-dependent protein serine/threonine kinase activity; ATP binding; RNA polymerase II CTD heptapeptide repeat kinase activity
Source: RefSeq, a predicted model, not a curated record